Messenger RNA from Lasiodiplodia theobromae, 1302 nucleotides. RefSeq lists its product as uncharacterized. Gene Ontology annotation, cellular component: site of double-strand break; nucleus. Bases 1 to 1302 code for a protein of 433 amino acids. The transcript is spliced from 3 exons. Gene Ontology annotation, biological process: double-strand break repair. Lineage: Eukaryota; Fungi; Ascomycota; Dothideomycetes; Botryosphaeriales; Botryosphaeriaceae. The record is from RefSeq and is a predicted model, not a curated record.
AUGAUGUCUACUGUCCGGAGCACUCUUCGGGGUACUGCUCAGUCCUCAACCGCCGCGAAUACUGCCCCCGUCUACGAAUUCCGCUGCCUCUAUACGCACGACCUCCGCCGGAAGCAAAAACGCUGGCAAGAUGGCUUCCUUAAAUUCCACACCUUCAACAAGCGGGUCAUGGUCUAUGACCAGCCGCGCAAUUACAUCGGGGAUACACACUACAAAGACGGCGACACGCUUUACGAUGGCGAUGAGCUCACUUUGGAGAAUGGUGUUCUCGUGCAGGUCGCUGAACCCGUCGCCACCACCCAGACCGACUUGACCGAGUUAUUACAAAAGAAACCGAAAGAGACACACGAGCGUCCAGUUCCGGCCAGUGCGAGACUGCCCGCUCCAGGUAGUGUCAGGCUGCCGACACCAGGCGUGCGAACCGCGGGCUUGACAGCAAAUGUAGCUCCACGACACAAGCCAUUAAGCCAGCUUCUCGGUACGCCAAAAGGGCCGCAUGGGAGAGCUGUUAUUCCCACGAAGUCACCGUUCGAAGAGAGGCAGGAGAAUUUACAGAAAGCGGACGAGUGGGCUGCCAACGAGAGGGCAGCGAAGAGAAGAAAGGUUGCUGAGGCUGAGCAGGCACGGAGCAUCGUGAGGGAAUCAAGGACACCCGUGCCCAAAGGCCGUGAGAGGCACAUUUUGGGAAGAACGCCGGAGAGGAGGGAAGCGCUUGGCCAGAACACACCUCUUGCGCUGAAGGGAGGAAAUAAACUUCCGGGAGAGCUGAUCGAUCUCACCUCUGAUGUUGAAGAAAUGGAGCCAGGUUCUGACGUAACGAUACCGAACACUCCACCCGGUAUUGAAGGUUUUGAACUCCUAGAAAAGACCGUUGCCGACACAGAAGAACAGCCGGCGGAAGCAGACAGCGUUCCAAAGCACUCGAAGAAGUUGCGUCUCGCAACAGAAGAGCUAGAACAGAGCGGCAGCCUCAAAACGUGGUGGGAAGAGGACCUCAAGGGAACAAGUCUCCUGCCGUUGGGGAAGGAAAUCAACAAGCCCUUGGUAGAACCAAACGUCCUUCGGAGAUUCGCAAGCUACAGAAUGGGCUCACUCAGUCGUUGCCUCUGGCGUCUGAGGAGCAUAUUCCGCCUCCGUUUGAUGAUCUUGAAGAUCAAGAUCAGGGUGCAAUAUUUCCAGAGAGAAGAACGAACACCUCUGCCCCUCAGAAUACGGUCUUACGAGACAAAGGUCCGGUCCAACUACCUGAAAAGCGCGCACCAGCUGCAGAACCCACGUCAAAGCAAAAUAGACCAGGUUUGA